GGCACUUGUGUUUGAAUAUGGAGUAGCUUCGUUAAAUGUGCAGUCUGUUUUCCUCAGUUUUGUCAAUUCAGGUGAGCACAACUCCCAAGUGUGAAGGGUCAAACAAGGACAGUUCCCAAGAAAAAAUUCACCAACUUCAGAGCUAUCCAGAACUUUUGAUUCGGAAGAUGUUUAUUAAAGUUAAUUUUUCUACAACUUCUAAAAUAUCAUAUUCUUUAUCCACAUUAAAAAAUAUACAAAAAUCUGUUAUGAUGUCUAAAUUUGAUCUUCCUGAUCGUUUAAAAGGCAAUGAAAAAUCAGUAUGGGUAGAAUAUAUUCAAUUGGCUUUAAAAUAUAAACCUUUAGUAAAUUUAGGACAAGGAUUUCCAGAUUUUCAUGCUCCAGAAAAUGUAACAAAAGCUUUAGCUGCUACAGCUACAAGUGAAAAUCCUCUUUUGAAUCAAUAUACCAGAGGAUUUGGUCAUCCACGUUUAGUUAAUGUUGUUGCAAAAUUGUAUUCUAAACUAUUAAACCGUACUUUAGAUCCAAAUAAUGAAAUUCUUAUAACUGCUGGUGCUUAUGAAGCAUUAUAUGCUACAUUGCAAGGUCAUACUAAUCCUGGUGAUGAGUGGAUAAUUAUUGAACCUUUUUUUGACUGUUAUGUACCUAUGGUUAAGAGUGCUGGAGGAAUUUCAAGAUUUAUUGCUUUAAAACCAAAACGCACGAAUGGACCUCUUUCUUCUGCAGAUUGGAUAUUUGAUAAACAAGAAUUAGAAAGUCUUUUCAAUGAAAAAACAAAAGGAAUAAUUAUUAACACUCCACACAAUCCUUUGGGAAAAGUUUUUACGUUAGAUGAAUUACAAUUCAUUGCUGAUUUAGCUAAAAAAUGGAAUACUCUUGUUGUAGCAGAUGAAGUGUAUGAAUGGCUUGUUUAUGAACCAUAUAAACAUAUUAGAAUUGCAACAUUACCUGAUAUGUAUGAGCGUACAAUUACAAUUGGAUCUGCUGGUAAAACAUUCAGUGUCACUGGAUGGAAAUUAGGAUGGGCUUAUGGUCCAGCAAAUUUAUUAUAUAACUUGCAAAUUGUUCAUCAAAAUAGUGUAUAUACAUGUAAUACACCAAUUCAAGAAGCUGUAGCUAUUGGAUUCGAACAAGAAUUAGAAAGAUUCGGUCAACCUGAUUGUUAUUUUGUUAGUUUAGCUAAAGAAUUAAUAUCAAAACGAGAUUAUAUGGCUAAAUUUCUUAGCGAUGUAGGAAUGUCUCCGACAAUUCCCGAAGGUGGAUAUUUUAUGGUAGCUAAUUGGACAGCUUUAAAAGAUAAAAUUAAUUUAGAAGAAGAAACGGAUGAGAAUAAAGAUUAUCGUUUUACAAAAUGGAUGACGAAAAACGUUGGUGUUCAAGGAAUUCCGCCAUCCGCUUUUUACAGUUCCGAACAUAAACAUUUAGGUGAAGAUAAUGUGCGAUACUGUUUUAUAAAAAAAGAUGAAAAUUUGAAGAAAGCAGCUGAAAUUUUAAUGAAGUGGAAAUCUCAAGAAUAGUAUUCUUCUAUUCAUUUUCUUUUGUUUCUUUUUUUGGGAUAAAAAAACGAUUUUAAUUAGUAAUUAUUAGUUU
This is a messenger RNA of Apis dorsata (giant honeybee), 1590 nucleotides long. RefSeq names its product kynurenine--oxoglutarate transaminase 3 (gene Kyat). NCBI's taxonomy places the organism in Eukaryota, Metazoa, Arthropoda, Insecta, Hymenoptera, Apidae. Gene Ontology annotation, cellular component: mitochondrion; cytoplasm. The coding region runs from base 36 to 1517 and encodes 493 amino acids. The record is from RefSeq and is a predicted model, not a curated record. The transcript is spliced from 8 exons. Gene Ontology annotation, biological process: biosynthetic process. Gene Ontology annotation, molecular function: pyridoxal phosphate binding; L-kynurenine:2-oxoglutarate transaminase activity.